Molecule: messenger RNA, 1698 nt
Organism: Gossypium arboreum
Lineage: Eukaryota; Viridiplantae; Streptophyta; Magnoliopsida; Malvales; Malvaceae
Product: monocopper oxidase-like protein SKU5
Exons: 7
Coding region: 1-1698 (565 amino acids)
Molecular function (GO): oxidoreductase activity; copper ion binding
Source: RefSeq, a predicted model, not a curated record
AUGGCGUUUUCUAGUAAUCUAAACUGGAUACCUCUUUGGUCAGCAUUGCUUACAGUCUUUGUCACUAGGGUUAAUGGCAUUGAUAUCUAUUUAGAUUGGAAUGUUUCCCUCAACGAUGGUUUGAUCCCUUUGUUGGAGGACCAACAGGUUGUUGUAAUCAAUGGGAUGUUUCCGGGGCCUUUGAUUAAUGCCACAACCGAUGAUGUUGUUCAUGUCAAUGUAUUUAACUACAUGGACGAACCUCUACUCUUUACAUGGAAUGGCAUACAACAAAGACGAAAUUCAUGGCAAGAUGGAGUUUCAGGCACAAAUUGUCCAAUCAAACCAAUCAAAAACUGGACUUACGUGUUCCAAAUGAAGGAUCAAAUCGGCACUUUCUUCUACUUUCCUUCCAUAAAUUUCCUGAAAGCUUCGGGUGGAUAUGGACCGAUCCGAGUUAACAACAGGGACAACGUCCCUGUCCCUUUCCCCCAACCCGAAGCUGAAUUCGAUCUUCUUAUUGGUGAUUGGUAUUCUGGUGACUACAAGCAUUUCAGGAAAAUGUUGGAAACAGAGGAGAGUGCAUAUGAUGUCACCCCUGAUACUAUCCUAAUGAAUGGGAUGGGCCCUUUUAUAGAUUCAGAUUCACUUUGGUAUGAAACCUUCACGGUUGAGAAAGGGAAGACUUAUAGAUUCAGGAUAUCAAAUAUUGGAGGCACAUUGAGCUUGAAUUUCAGGAUUCAAAGCCAUACAAUGUUGUUGGUCGAAACAGAAGGAUCUUACACCAAUCAAAUUACCCUGAAUUCCCUUGAUGUUCAUGUUGGCCAAUCUUACUCUGUUCUCGUCACAGCCGAUCAAAACGACGCGGACUUUUACAUCAUUGCAAGCCCUAAAUUACUCUAUGCCACCGGCAUCGCCGGCGUCGGUAUUCUUCACUAUUCCAAUUCCACCACACUAGCUGGCGGAGCUCAUCCUAGUGGACCUGAUGCUUUUGAUUUGGGUUUCUCGAUGAAUCAAGCUAAAUCCAUCAGGUGGAAUUUAACCACAGGGGCAGCAAGGCCAAACCCACAAGGAAGCUUCAGUGUAUCAAACAUAGCACUGUCUCAAACUUUCAUCCUCCAAAGCUCAAGAGCUGAAGUCAAUGGCCAACCACGCCUUGUUGUCAACAAUGUGUCUUAUUUCACUCCGGACACGCCGCUGAAGCUGGCCGAUCACUUAACUAAUGGUACGGGUGUUUACGAACUCGAUGAAUUUCCAGUUCAAUCGGUCAACUUUGAUACUUUGUAUGGAACAUCCGUUGUUUCCGGUAAUUAUAGAGGGUGGAUUGAACUUGUGUUUCAAAACAACAUGGAUGACAUGGAUUCUUGGCAUUUAGAUGGUUACAGCUUCUUUGUUGUUGGGUUUGGAAACGGACAUUGGACACCGGAUGCACGAAACACGUAUAAUACCAUUGAUCCCGUGGCUCGAUCGACGACUCAAGUUUAUCCACAUGGAUGGACCGCAGUUUAUGCGUUCUUGGACAACCCCGGGAUGUGGAAUUUGAGGUCUCAAACUCUAAAGAACUGGUACUUGGGUCUUCAGCUUUAUAUCAGAGUCUACGAUCCGGAUCCUAACCCUGCCAAGGAGCGCCCUCCGCCCGAAAAUCUCCUGUUUUGCGGUGAGUUUCACUAUCUCUUUGUUGCAUAUAGUUACAUAAAUCCUAUCAUUUUUCAAAUGUGA